AUGUAUGGGUGUAACUUAUUUAUUGAUAAAUCAUGUACAUUAAGUCACUGGUCAUUAAAUUUAACAUCAAGUCAUUCAUCAUUAUCACAUGCUGAUCGGAUGAAGAUGAUCCAUUAUGCUACACAUGAUGUUAUGGCUGUUACAUUUUUAAUACGACCAAUUACUGAAAAAUGGACAUUUGAUAAAAUUAAGAAUAGGAAAAUGAAUAAAAUGUUCGUCGUAUUUAAUUCAACUAAACUUCCACCAUUACCAACAUCAACAACAAAAAAGAAAAAAAUUAAGAGCAUCAACAUGCAAAAAUUUGCUAUAUUAUUUAGGGGUAAUGAUCCAGAUGAAGAAGAAAUUUCAUCGGAUGAUGAGAUAUACUUGAAUCAAGUAAUUGAACCAAAUGAUUUUAAACAUGAACAAGAUAAUGAUAAUAAUAAUAAUAAUAUUAAUUUAUUACAAGACCAAAUUGAACCAAUUGAUGAUGAUUAUAUACUAGUUAAUAAUAAUUUAUUAAAUGAUAAUGAAUUAAUUGUCAACAACCAUUAUAUGGUUGAUGAUGCGAAUGAUGAAGAAGAAACAGCACCAACGAAAAAACAUACCAAGAAUCAACAACGAUCCGUGCAAGCCCCGACAUAG
Messenger RNA from Rotaria sp. Silwood2, 624 nucleotides. The record is from the annotation of a GenBank genome assembly. Lineage: Eukaryota; Metazoa; Rotifera; Eurotatoria; Philodinida; Philodinidae.